Molecule: messenger RNA, 3211 nt
Organism: Zingiber officinale
Lineage: Eukaryota; Viridiplantae; Streptophyta; Magnoliopsida; Zingiberales; Zingiberaceae
Product: glutamate receptor 2.7-like
Exons: 5
Coding region: 134-2995 (953 amino acids)
Cellular component (GO): plasma membrane
Molecular function (GO): glutamate-gated receptor activity
Source: RefSeq, a predicted model, not a curated record
CUCGCAGCGGAGUAUCGGACUCCAUCGACCCAAGGUCGUCUUUGUUUAUCCAAGUCAGUGCCCAGCGACGACCGUGACCCGCAGCUCCUCUUCAGGAAAUCCGUCACCUAAUCGUCUUCCUCUACGUGUAAGGAUGGGUGGAAUGGCGCAGUGGGCUUCGAUGGAGAAGCGGCUCGGUUUCCUUCUCUUUUAUAUCUCUUGUUCUGCACUAUUCUUCAGCAUUUUCUCCGGCCGGCGUCGUGUAGUUUUGGCCCAGGAUUUGGCGACGGCGCGGCCGGUCGACGUCGGCGUCAUACUUGACCUGGAGAGCCUAACAGGGAAGAGGAGCUGGACCAGCAUUUCCAUGGCACUCGACGAUUUCUAUGCUGCCCAUGGGGAUAACAAGACGAGGGUGGUUCUUCAUCUCAGGGAUUCAAAGGCAAGCGCGGUUGGAGCAGCAGAAGCAGCGGUUGACUUGAUGAAGAACGUUCACGUGUCUUGCAUCGUCGGCCCACGGACGUCCACCGAGGCUGCCUUCGUCGUCCACCUCGGCGACCGCGCUCGAGUGCCCGUCGUCGCCUUCUCGGCUACUAGCCCCGCCCUUCGCUCCCCAUUCUUCGUCCGCGCAACCCCCAGCGACUCGGUGCAGGUCCCCGCCAUCGCCGCCCUCGUCCGACACUUCGCCUGGCGCCAAGUCGUCCUCGUCUACACCGACUCAGAGUACGGCACCGGCGUCGUUCCCUCCCUCAUUGACGCCCUGCAGGAUGCCUACGUCCGCGUUCCCUACCGCGCUGUCAUCCCCGCCGCCGCCUCCGAUGAUGACCUCGACCGCGAACUGCGCCGCCUCAAGGAUAUGCCCGCGCGGGUCUUUGUCGUCCACGCGCUGCCUGACCUGGGAAUCCGCAUAUUUCGACUGGCGACGGAGCUAGGCAUGAUGACUGCAGGAUACGUGUGGAUCGCCACCGGCGGCAUCUCCGACGUUCUCGAAAUGGUAGACAAAAUGCCCAUGAGCGGCAUCAUCGGCGUCCGCUCGUACGUGAACCGGUCCAAGGAAGUACUCAACUUCACGAACCGCUUCCGAUGGCGGUUUCAGAGAGACUAUCCAGCGGCGCAGGUCGCCAAUCCAUCAACGAUUCAACUGAGGGCGUACGACACGGUGUGGGCGGUGGCGACGGCGGCGAAGAAGCUGGAUCCGUCCUUGAUGCGCUCGUCCAUUGACCGCACCGCGCAAUCCGGAAACGUCUCAACCGAUUUAGGGCGCCUCGGCGUCAGCAAAACAGGGGAAGCACUUCUGCACGCUAUUCUCCGCACUCGGUUCCAAGGGCUGACGGGCGAUUUCCUGCUUGUUGACGGUCAACUCCAGCCGUCGGCGUUGGAGAUAGUCAAUGUCGACGGUGGAAAGCUAAUCACCAUUGGGUUCUGGACGCCGGAGGAAGGCGGAACCCUAAAGCAGCAGCUAAACUCCACCAACGACACCGAUGUCCUAAAUUCCGUGGUCUGGCCAGGCAGCCAGACCGAUGUCCCGAGAGGCUGGGAAAUCCCGACAAACGGCAAGAGGCUCCGAAUCGGCGUCCCGUUGAAGCACGGUUUCGACCAGUUCGUCAAGGUGGAGACCGAUCCGACCACCAAUCAGACCCACGUCUCUGGCUACUGCAUUGACGUGUUCGAGGCGGUCAUGCAUCGGCUUCCCUAUCCUGUCGCCUUCGACUACAUCCCGGCGGUGAAUUCCGACGAAUCCUACGACAAUUUGGUCUACCAAGUCUACUCUAAGAAUUUUGACGCGGUGGUCGGCGACACCACCAUCCUCGCCAAUCGAACUCAUUUCGUCGACUUCACGAUGCCGUACGCAGAAUCGGGGGUGUCGAUGGUGGUGUCGGUGGAGAAGAACAAUAGCACCGGCAUGUGGAUCUUCUUGCAGCCGUUGACUCCCGACCUCUGGUGGGCUAUCUUCGCCGUGUUCGUGCUCACCGGAUUCAUGCUGUGGAUGAUCGAGCGCCGCAACAUCGAGGAGUUUCCCGGCACGCCGUUCCAGCAACUGGGCACCGUCUUCUACUACGUUUUCUCUAUUGCCUUCUUCGCACACGCGGAGAGGUUGACGAGCAACCUGUCGAGGUUCGCGGUGAUCGUCUUCUCGUUCGUGGUACUGGUACUGACGUCGAGCUAUACGGCGAGCCUGACGUCGACGCUCACUGUGCGGCAGCUGCAACCGACGGUGACGAACGUGGACCAGUUGCUAGCCACCGGCGCUUUCGUCGGCCACCAGGACGGCUCCUACGUUGUCGGGAUGCUGGAGAGGAUGGGAAUCCACGCGAGCAAGCUGAGGAACUACAGCACAUCGGAUCAGUACGCGGACGCCUUGGCGAAAGGCAGCGCCAGGGGAGGCGUCGACGCGGUGUUCGACGAGAUACCUUACCUAAAGCUCUUCCUGUACCAACACCCCGAUGAUUUCACCAUGGUCGGCCCAACCUACAAGACCGAUGGCUUCGGCUUCGUGUUCCCUCAAGGCUCGCCGCUUGUCCCGGACAUAUCGAGGGCGAUACUGAACGCGACAGAGGCCAGAGAGCUGGCACUCAUCGAGUCGAAAUGGUUUGGCUUUCCGAAGAACUCCACAAGCAAAAGCAGCGGCAGCAGCUCGUCGAGCUUAGCGCUCCAUGACUUCGCCGGCCUCUUCGUCAUCACCGGCGUCGUCUCGGCGGCGGCUUUGAUCAUCUUCCUGGCCAGAUUCAUCUACGUUGAGCGAAAUGGGCUGCAGGAAGCGGCUUCGACGGAGACCACUUUGUGGAGGAAGACGGUGGCCUUACUGAAGCACUAUCACGACGUGGAAGAACCUCCAUCUUGUCCUACGUCGAAGAGGGAUGAGAACGGCGCUUUAGGCGGUGAUCAAAUUCCGGCGACUGGCUCACAGAGUCCGGAGAGCGUAUCGAAUCACUCGCUGUUCAGCGCUGCUUCAGGAGAGGAGGGAGCGUCCUCUUCGGAGCUAAAUAGCCCAAUGGCAGAGAGCAGGGAAGCAAGAUGAUCUUCCGACAUUGACAGAGGCAAAAAACUGACACGAAGAAGGCAAAUACGCAGAGAAAUUCAGAAAUAACUAGUCUUGUGGCGUCUAUUAAAUUUUAUUUUGGACAAUUAAUGAAUUUAAGUUUUAAAUCAAAUAUUCAAAAAUGUCUCGAAGUUCUUGUUCAGCAUUCCAACCAGAUUAUCGAUCAGCUCAACGAAUAAUUCCAUUGAGUUUAAA